Didymodactylos carnosus is the source of this 802-nucleotide messenger RNA. Lineage: Eukaryota; Metazoa; Rotifera; Eurotatoria; Philodinida; Philodinidae. The record is from the annotation of a GenBank genome assembly.
UCAGUUCGAUGCACAAUUUCCACGAUGUAUAAUUUAAUUAAAAAGAAAAUGAUGCUUACAUUUUGAAUUUCCAGGAUCUUAAUCGUCUUAAUUUUUAUAGUCUGAACUCUUCCAAGAAGACUUAUAUCCGGACACAACAGCAGAAGAACACGCAAUUACAGCUGACGAUUGGAUUAAUGGAGCUGAUGCAAAUCCGACUUUAGUAUCAAUGCGUGAUUUCGACACGAGAACACCAGCACAAACUGUAAGUAGUGUCGGUAGUAGUGGUGGUGGUGGUGGUGGCGGAGGAUCAGCAAAACAAGAAGUUGUAUUUGGAAAAUCAUCAGCCGCUACAACUAAAACACAGCAAAAUUCCGCACGUGAUGCGAAUCCAAGUUCGACACAAUCGUCGCCGCAGAAAGGCGGUAAUGGUCAUCUCCAUCAACAACCAUCUUCUCAGCAUGCCGAUAAUGAAUUAAUUGAAAAAAUGUGUGAAGAAAUGCGACGUAUAAAAAUUAUUAAUGAUAUUGAGCCAACACAGGAGCUCCAGCAACAGUCUAACCAAACACAACAGCCAUCUUCGCCCUCCUCACCCGUCCCUUCAUCAUCGACUACUGCUACUAAUCAACAAAUUUCUUCAAAAUUAAACGAAAUUUUUGUUCGUAUGGGUGAUUUCGAUAAACGUUUACAAUUUGUUGAAAAAACUCUUCAAAACCUCAUUGCAUCAUCUACUUUAUCAUCGACUACAUCUGGACAAUUAUCAUCGACAAAUCAAGAGCCUAGUAUUGUUGAGGAUGAACCAGACGAUGGCUUACAAAAUUGA